AUGACGACGAGUGGGGUGUCAUCACCGUCGCAGCACGCCUACGCGAGUUUGCUCAAAGAUGAACAAUGGCGAAAGGUCCUCGCCCAAGAGUUCACCAAGCCGUAUUGGGAUAAACUGGAAAAAUUUUUAGAGAGCGAAGAAAAGGCGCGCGCCAAGAUUUUCCCACCGAAGCAGCAUGUGUUUCGUGCGUUCGAUUCAUGCGCGAUGGAAGACGUUAAGGUGGUGAUCAUCGGUCAAGAUCCCUAUCACGACGAUGGACAAGCGAUGGGAUUGUGCUUUUCCGUGCCGAGGGGCGUCAAGGUACCGUCGAGUUUGCACAAUAUUUAUAAGGAGUUGAAAUCGGAUUUGAACUGUAAGAUCCCGAUGCACGGAGAUUUGGAUAAGUGGGCGAAACAAGGGGUGUUCUUGUUAAACGUGUCUCUCACUGUUCGAGCGCAUCAAGCGAACAGUCACUCCAAGAAGGGUUGGGAAAAUUUCACAGACGCGGCGAUUCGCGAAAUUGCGAAAAAUAGAAAAGGUUUGGUAUUUUUACUGUGGGGAAAGAAUGCGCAAGAGAAGGAAAAGUUGAUCUCUAAGCAAAACAAUCAUUUGAUUCUCAAGUGUCCGCAUCCGUCUGGUUUGUCGGCGCACAGAGGUUUCUUCGGCUCAAAGCACUUUUCUCAGUGCAACAAAUUUAUCGAAUCGAACGGCGGCGAACCAAUCGAUUGGCAAAUCGAGGGACCGUACAGGAAUUAA
This is a messenger RNA of Ostreococcus lucimarinus CCE9901, 735 nucleotides long. RefSeq lists its product with no specific name. NCBI's taxonomy places the organism in Eukaryota, Viridiplantae, Chlorophyta, Mamiellophyceae, Mamiellales, Bathycoccaceae. Gene Ontology annotation, molecular function: uracil DNA N-glycosylase activity. Gene Ontology annotation, cellular component: nucleus; mitochondrion. The record is from RefSeq and is a predicted model, not a curated record. The transcript has a single exon. Gene Ontology annotation, biological process: base-excision repair, AP site formation via deaminated base removal; base-excision repair. Bases 1 to 735 code for a protein of 244 amino acids.